ACUGACCCACCGCACUCGCUAGGCUCAUUCACUCAUUCUUGUCAUGCGAAUUAUGAUUGCUUGGUGCUCUUGCUUGGUCUUCUUCUUCCUACUUCAGGCAAGUCAUACAGCCAGCAGCGCGGUUUACAAUGUUACUACAUCCGAGCCACUCUUUACGAAUCAAAGUCUCGUCUCCUCUGGCCAAAUCUUCGAGCUUGGGUUCUUCACACCGAAUGGGUCAGAAAAUCAGUAUGUUGGCAUAUGGUACAAGAACUUGACGCCUUCUAAAAUCGUGUGGGUGGCCAAUAGAGAUGUGCCACUCAUGUACGCAGAUCGGUCUGCGAAAUUAACGAUAGGCAGUGAUGGGAAUUUGAAGCUCAUGGACGUUCAACAGAAUAUAGUUUGGUCCACCAAUGUCUCCGGCCAGUCCAAUAAUACUUCAGCAGCCCUAUUAGAUAGUGGGAAUUUUGUUCUGCAAGAUGCCAACUAUACUGUAAUAUGGGGAAGCUUCGAGGAUCCAACAGACACUCUUCUUCCGGGCAUGAAGAUGGGACUAAAUGUCAGGACUGGAGCGAAACAGUAUUUAAUUUCCUGGAGAAGUGACAAUGAUCCGUCCCCUGGAAGUUUCUCGACUGGAAUGACAGGGGAGACGCCACCUCAACCUUUUACUUGGAAUGGUUCGACCCCUUACUGGAGAGGCGGGCAAUGGGACAAAUCAAAAUUUAUUGGCAUAGAAGACAUGGAAGAAUCAUACUUGAGUGGGAUCAAUGUCCAGCAAGAUAUUCAGCAGGGGACCACUUACUUUUGGUUCGAUACUUACAACCGCUUCUUUGCAUACUUGUUUGUUUCGCCUGGAGGAUCUCUUAAGUCAAUGACAUGGGAUGAUGGAGCUAAGGCGUGGUUGACGAAUUGGGUGGGGCCGAACAAUACAUGCGAGAUUUAUGGAACUUGUGGUCCUUUUGGAGUUUGUAACUCAUUGAAUUCACCUAUUUGCAGAUGCUUAUAUGGGUUUGUGCCAAAGUCAAAUGUAGAAUGGAAAGGUGCAAACUGGACCGGAGGAUGUGUAAGAGAAACAGAAUUGAAUUGCCAGAAAAACACAAGCACAUCGGCUUCGACAAACGUAAAGAAAGAUGCCUUUGGGCGAAUGAGCCAGAUGAAACUACCCGACUCUGGUGACUAUUUAUCAUACAUUGGAGAUCAAGAAGGAUGUCUAAGCUGGUGCCUAAGCAAUUGUUCUUGCUUGGCUUAUUCUUAUGUCAGCACCAUCGGGUGUAUGGUUUGGACUAAAGACCUCAUCGAUCUUCAGGAAUUUCCCACAGUUGGGGAAGAUCUAUUUGUUCGAGUUGCACAUGUAAAAACAGGAGGAUCAUCACAGAAAGCAGUUAGCAUCAGCCUGAGUACUAUUGCCGGGAUCAUGUUCUUUGCCGUUUUUGUUUUUGGUCUUUACAAAUGGAGAGCUAAGAAAAAAGGAAAUUUGAGCAAAAUUCCAAGGCUUCUUGACUCGGUAGAUACACCUGAAAAUCUGGGUGAACUAGUACAAGGAAAUGCAUGGAAAGAGCAGUUGAAGCAAGAUGAUUCACUGGAAGUGACCCUAUUCAGUUUUGAUAGCAUACUACUUGCUACAAACAAGUUCAGCACGACAAGUAAACUCGGCCAAGGAGGGUUUGGCUCUGUUUUUAAGGGAAAGCUGAAUGAUGGGAAAGAGGUAGCUGUGAAAAGACUUUCUAGUAGCUCGGCCCAAGGCGUUGAAGAGUUCAAGAAUGAGAUCAUCCUAAUAUCGAAACUUCAACAUCGAAAUCUUGUUAAACUCAUGGGUUGCUGCAUUGAAGGAGAAGAAAAGAUUUUGGUAUACGAGUACUUGUCGAACAAAAGCUUGGACACCUUUCUCUUUGGUUGGCUUUUUCUCUCCGACUUACUGUUUUUGGUAGUAUAUUAUGGCAUAGCACUAAAAGUCGAUAACUGUUCUUGUUUGUCCUGUUUGUUAGAUUCAAGAAAGAAGGCAGAACUUGACUGGGGCAAACGAUUCCAAAUUAUUCAGGGGAUUGCAAGGGGGCUUCUCUACCUCCAUCGAGAUUCUUGCCUCAGGGUCAUACAUCGAGAUUUAAAAGUGAGCAAUAUUCUCUUGGAUGAAAAAAUGAACCCGAAAAUUUCGGAUUUUGGGUUGGCCCGAAUGUUCGAGGGCACUCAAGUUUUGGUGAACACUCACAAAAUUGUUGGAACACUUGGCUAUAUGUCUCCUGAGUAUGCCAUGGGCGGAAUGUUUUCCGAGAGAUCCGACGUCUAUAGCUUUGGGGUCUUGCUACUGGAGAUCGUUAGUGGCAAAAAGAACACGGCCUCGUGUGACCAGGGACAAUAUCUCAAUCUACUUUCCUUCGCAUGGCAAUUAUGGAGUGGAGGCUACGCAUUGGACCUAAUGGAUGAAACAAUUGCCAUUAGUUCUCCGAUGGAGGUAACAAGAUGCAUCCAUGUCGGGCUUCUCUGUGUUCAGCACCAUGCCAUGGAUAGACCAAACAUGUCUGAUGUGGUUCUGAUGCUAAGUGGCGAAUCGGAUCUUCCUCAGCCGAGACAGCCUGCAUUCACUUUCCAAACCGAAAUGCCAAAUCGUGCUAUCCCAUCAAAGCAAGAAGGCAUCUGGUCUGUUAACACUGUCACUAAUACAAUGGUCGAAGGAAGAUGACGAUUAUCUUUCUUCACUUUUCUUUUCCUUUUUCGACAGACGAUUUUGUUGUUAUUUUCUAAAAUAUUAGUGUUUGUUCAAUUCAAGGAUGGCUUUAG
Syzygium oleosum is the source of this 2754-nucleotide messenger RNA. Its product is annotated as G-type lectin S-receptor-like serine/threonine-protein kinase At1g61370. Bases 44 to 2656 code for a protein of 870 amino acids. Lineage: Eukaryota; Viridiplantae; Streptophyta; Magnoliopsida; Myrtales; Myrtaceae. The transcript is spliced from 6 exons. Gene Ontology annotation, biological process: protein phosphorylation; recognition of pollen. The record is from RefSeq and is a predicted model, not a curated record. Gene Ontology annotation, molecular function: protein serine/threonine kinase activity; ATP binding.